AUGGUCUUCGGUCCCUCGCCCGGCGGCCACUUCGGCCAGCCCGUUUCUCAUCUCAACAACAACAACAACAACCGCAGAAACACCCACGUCUGCGGGCUCUACUACCUCGACACAACCCAAAACUACCCAAGCCUCGGAAGCCACUCAUACCCGCGCCGAUAUCUGCCGAUGCUGUCCCAGUCCGUCCACGCCCGCAUCGUCGCCUCGACCUCGCGGUCCACCCUCACCCAGACCUUCGUGAACCCUUCUGCCGACGCGUCCAUCCCCGAGCUCCGCUACACCUUCCCGCUGUACGACGGCGUCUCGGUCGUCGCCUUCACCUGCACCGUCAACAAGGACCGCGUCAUCCGCGGCGUCGUCCAGGAGACGAACACGGCCCGCCGGACGUACGACAACGCCGUCGCCAAGGGCAAGACCGCCGGCAUCCUCGAGCAGCUGCCGGACGCGAGCGACGUCUUCACCUCCAGCGUCGCCAAUGUGCCGCCGGCCGCCGAGGUCGCCGUCGAGAUCGAGUAUCUCGGCGAGCUGAAGCACGACGCCGGGGUCGACGGCAUCAGACUCACCAUCCCGACCACCAUCGCCCCGCGAUACGGCUCCUACCCGGGUACCUUGCUCGACAGGCCCGCCAACUUGUCCGCGGCCCAGGACGGCAUCACCAUCGUCGUCGACGCCGAGGUGCCGGCCGGCAGCGUCAUCAAGUCGAUCCAGUCGCCCUCGCACCCCAUCGCCGUCUCGAUCGGCUCGACCUCGACCACCAAGGCCGACGCCGCGCCGUCCCUUCAGCUGGCGUCCGCCACGCUCUCGCUCGGCACCGCGCGGCUCGACAGGGACUUUAUCGUUCAGGUCAUCGCGACGAACACGUCGAACCCGGUCGCCGUCCUCGAGACGCACCCGACCAUCCCGCACCAGCAGGCCCUCAUGGCGACGCUAGUGCCCCGGUUCAAGAUGGCCGCCACCAAGCCCGAGGUCGUCUUCAUCUGCGACCGCUCCGGCUCGAUGCAAGGCACCAGGAUGACGGACCUCCGGGACGCGCUCCGGGUGUUCCUCAAGUCCCUGCCCGUCGGCGCCAUGUUCAACAUCUGCAGCUUCGGCUCGGAGCACUCGUUCCUGUUCGACAAGUCGGUGACGUACGACCAGAACACGCUCGAGGCCGCCAUGCGGCACGUCGACACCUUCGCGGCCGACUUUGGCGGCACCGAGAUCCGCCAGCCCAUCGAGCAGACCUUCAGGCGCCGCCACGUCGACCUCGACCUCGAGGUGUUUUUGCUAACGGACGGCGAGGUCUGGGGCGAGCAGGGGCUCUUCGGCCUCGUCGGCGACCACGUGCGGGAGUCCAAGGGCGCCAUCCGCCUCUUCACGCUCGGCGUCGGCCGGGACGUCAGCCACUCCCUCGUCGAGGGCGUCGCCCGCGCCGGCAACGGCUUCUCGCAGUGCGUCUCCCACAAGGAGAAGAUGACGGGCAAGGUGGUGCGCAUGCUCAAGGGCGCCCUCACGCCCCACGUCACCGACUACACCCUGGAGCUCAAGUAUGCCGACGCCGAGUCGGAGACGGAGCCCGAGGACGACUUUGACAUCGUCUCGACUGAUGAUCUGCUCAAGCCCCUCGAUCAGGGAGUCGUCCCUCCCCUCGUCGAGCCGAAGAAGCCCAUUUCGCUCUUUGACGACGCCGCCUCAGAUGGGGAAGACGCGGGCAUGGAUGACGCCGCCGAUGACGGCACCGGAACGGAUCGCUUCUCGCACAUCUCCGCCGUCAAGCCGCCCAAGGUGCUCCAGGCGCCCUUCCAGAUCUCGCCCUUCUUCCCCCACAGCCGCAACAGCGUCUACCUCCUCCUCUCGCCCGACCGCGAGCUGAGGGACAAGACGCCCGAGUCCCUCAUCCUCCGCGGCACGUCCACUCAGGGGCCGCUGGAGCUCCGGAUCCCCAUCGCGGUCCUUCCGGACAAGGGUGAGACGAUCCACCAGCUGGCGGCCCGCAAGGCCGUCCAGGAGCUCGAGGAGGGCCGCGGCUGGAUCUACCACGCCAAGAGCAGCAAAGACGGCCGGCUCCUCAGCAAGGUCCACCCGGGCCGGUUCCCCGGAAUGGUGGAGCGGGAGGCCGUCCGGCUCGGCGUGCAGUUCCAGGUCGGCGGCAAGUGGUGCUCCUUCGUCGCCGUCGACGACCUGGACAACGCGGUCAGCGUCGAGGAUCGAGAGCUGGCCGCGGACAGGGCCCGAGUCCAAACUACGAAGAGGUCGUCCUCCAAGUCGAAGUUGUACUCCAAGGCGUCCACGGCGUCGGCGUCGUCGUCGAUCCACUUUGGAUUUCCGCCCGCCGAUAACUCGGCACCCGUCCCUUUGUGCAGAAAAGGCAUGCCCGCCAAGAGAGUGAUGACUCGGACGCCUCCGCUUUCGUCGUGGACACCGAUGAUGUUCGGCUCCUCGGCGCUGCAGUCGAACUCGGGUUCGGCUUUCAGCUCGAUGAGCUACACUCCGCCGUCCAGAUCAGUCGCGUUCGGCGGCCCAAGUACGGGCGGAGGCGUCUUCGCCUCGGCCGCGGUCCCUGACGCGGAACACUUUCGCAGUUUUGCGGCCAGUGAUCCCGUGCGUCCCAUCGCCAUGCAGCAGAAUAUCGCUGCAGCUGAUGACGGCGUCGAGUGUGAGGAGUCCUCGAGCCCCAAGCCGGCCACUCCUCCUCCUCCUCCUCCUCCCGCUCCCGCUCCCGCGGCCGCCUCUUUCCCGCCCGACACCGCGUCCACGACCGCCAAGUUCGAGGCCAUCGUCUCGGUGCAGCACUCCAGCGGCUUCUGGACGUACUCGGACGGGCUGAUGAGCCUCCUCGGCGUAUCCGAACGGGACCUCCGGCCCGCGGUGGUCGACGUGGUCGGAAAUCGGUUCAGCCCGGUUCUGAUGUUGACUGUCGCCGUCGUCGCCUUCCUGCGGAAGAACCUGGCGCACGAGCGGGACAGCUGGGAGAUGAUGGAGGAGAAGGCCAUGGCCUGGCUGAACACCGAGCUGGGAGACAAGACUGGGGAUGUUAUGGAUGCGGUUAAGCGCUUCUUCUGA
Messenger RNA from Colletotrichum destructivum, 3042 nucleotides. RefSeq names its product Putative von Willebrand factor, type A, VIT domain, von Willebrand factor A-like domain superfamily. The record is from RefSeq and is a predicted model, not a curated record. Bases 1 to 3042 code for a protein of 1013 amino acids. The transcript has a single exon. NCBI's taxonomy places the organism in Eukaryota, Fungi, Ascomycota, Sordariomycetes, Glomerellales, Glomerellaceae.